AUGUCAGCAAGCGGAGCGGCCUCCGGCGUCUCAGCGCUCGUGCCGGCGGCGCGGAGGCCGAGCAGGUACGAGUCGCAGAAGCGGCGCGACUGGCACACGUUCGUGCGCUACCUGGCGGCGCACCGCCCACCGCUGCUGCUGCGCCGGUGCAGCGGCGCGCACGUCCUCGAGUUCCUCCGCUACCUGGACCGCUUCGGCAAGACCCGCGUCCACGCGCCGCCCUGCCCUGCCUACGGCGUACGCGCGACGACAACGACGGCUUUGGCGCCAUGCCAGUGCCCGCUCCAGCAGGCGUGGGGCAGCCUCGACGCGCUCGUCGGCCGCCUGCGCGCCGCCUUCGACGAGCGCCAUGGCGCCCGCGGCGACAACCAGCAGCACGAUGCUAGCUUCUGCAAUCCCUUCGCCGCGCGCGCCGUCAGGUUAUACCUGCGCGACGUACGCGACGCGCAGUCCAGGGCACGCGGCAUCUCCUACCACAAGAAAAAGAAGAAGCGCAAGCUUGCUGCCGGCUGCAUCAACGAGGCGGCCUCCUCCUCCAAGAACGGCGGUGGCAUGGACGUGGACGCGGACGGCGAACGCCAGCAGCCUGGCCCCUUGCGCGGGCACAAGACUACGACGAAGACGGCGGCGACGGCACUGGUUAACGCGGCGCCGGUACCGCCACUGCUGCCACCCCUGCCGCCGUGCCUUGCGGGGGUGCCGUUCGAGUACUGCGACACGGGUAGUCUCGUUGCUAGUGGAGCCGGUUGCUACGGCGGCGUUUACUUGCCCUUGCUCUUCAACGCAUUUACCUAG
Messenger RNA from Lolium rigidum, 795 nucleotides. Its product is annotated as protein G1-like. Gene Ontology annotation, cellular component: nucleus. The record is from RefSeq and is a predicted model, not a curated record. NCBI's taxonomy places the organism in Eukaryota, Viridiplantae, Streptophyta, Magnoliopsida, Poales, Poaceae. The transcript has a single exon. Bases 1 to 795 code for a protein of 264 amino acids. Gene Ontology annotation, biological process: mRNA transcription; response to light stimulus.